Messenger RNA from Hyaena hyaena (striped hyena), 1785 nucleotides. It is a transcript of the gene EXOSC2, whose product is annotated as exosome component 2. Lineage: Eukaryota; Metazoa; Chordata; Mammalia; Carnivora; Hyaenidae. Gene Ontology annotation, molecular function: RNA binding. The transcript has 9 exons. Bases 12 to 893 code for a protein of 293 amino acids. Gene Ontology annotation, cellular component: nuclear exosome (RNase complex); cytoplasmic exosome (RNase complex). The record is from RefSeq and is a predicted model, not a curated record. Gene Ontology annotation, biological process: nuclear polyadenylation-dependent rRNA catabolic process; poly(A)-dependent snoRNA 3'-end processing; TRAMP-dependent tRNA surveillance pathway.
UUGGCGCCAAGAUGGCGAUGGAGAUGAGGCUUCCCGUUGCUCGCAAGCCCCUUAGCGAGAGUUUGGGCCGCGAUACUAAGAAACACUUGGUGGUUCCGGGGGACACGAUCACCACGGACACGGGAUUCAUGCGGGGCCACGGAACCUACAUGGGGGAGGAGAAGCUCAUUGCAUCUGUGGCCGGCUCCGUGGAGAGGGUAAACAAGUUGAUCUGUGUGAAAGCUUUGAAAACCAGAUAUAACGGUGAAGUAGGAGACAUUGUAGUGGGGAGAAUCACAGAGGUUCAACAGAAGAGGUGGAAGGUGGAGACCAACUCUAGGCUGGAUUCGGUCUUGCUUCUCUCAUCUAUGAACCUUCCCGGAGGAGAGCUGAGGCGGAGGUCUGCGGAAGAUGAGCUGGCGAUGAGAGGGUUCUUGCAGGAAGGGGACCUUAUCAGUGCGGAAGUGCAGGCGGUGUUCUCCGAUGGAGCCGUCUCUCUGCACACGAGGAGUCUGAAAUACGGAAAACUAGGUCAGGGCGUGCUGGUCCAGGUGUCCCCCUCCCUGGUGAAACGGCAGAAGACUCACUUCCAUGACUUGCCGUGUGGCGCGUCGGUGAUCCUGGGCAACAACGGCUUUAUCUGGAUCUACCCCACACCCGAGCACAAAGAAGAGGAUGCGGGGGGCUUCGUCGCCAACCUGGAGCCCGUGUCCCUCACCGACCGGGAGGUGAUCUCCCGGCUCCGGAACUGCAUCGUGUCGCUGGUCACUCAGAGGAUGAUGCUGUACGACACCAGCAUCCUGUACUGCUACGAGGCGUCCCUCCCCCACCAGAUCAAAGACAUCUUAAAGCCAGAAAUAAUGGAGGAAAUAGUGAUGGAAACACGCCAGAGGCUUCUAGAACAGGAGGGAUAAAGAGAGACAUCGGGAGGUCGGGACUGUGCGUAACUGAGCGGAGCAGCUCUUGAAAGCGGAGAAGCUGGUUUGCGGUCCCCACGCGAGGCUCCGCAGAGAACUGUGAAACUCGCCACUUCACGCACACUGGGCUGCGUCUGGCCCGAAGACCUGCUCUCUCCUGUUCUGAGGCAGAGCCUGGGGGGCGUGCCGCCAGCCCCGUGGGUUGCCCGCAGAGUCCGGCACGAGGGCUGGUUUCGAGCCUUUAAAAGCACGUGGUGUUUCAGCCGGGUGGACUCCCAUCCUGGAAUAAUACGGAGGGUCUUCUGUCUUCUACUCACCAUCAAUUCACAAGGCUCAGAGCCCCCCGCGAAGUUGCCCCUAUAAGCAGCAUGGCCUCCCUGACCCCCAGAUUAUCUGUUUUGGCCUCUGUCUCCACCUCUGCAGCACAAGUACGACAUCGAAGACUAUAGUUAGUAAGUUAACACAGCAGUCGAAUAGCAGAAUAAAGCUAACCCAGCAGCCUUUGCUUGGUCGGAAUGUUACUUCCCAUCGCAGGUCCCUUCCAGUGACAGAUGCGAGUAUAUCUAUAGCAGGCUGCCAUGAUCUGUCCUGUCUUUAGGGUGAUUUGUAAGAAGCUGAUUUAUCAAUAAUAGAAUGGAUGCUCCGGGUGCUCUGAGGAGCACGGAAGCAGGAGUGCAGGCAGGAAAAGAAGAGCUGUGUUCGUGCUGUAGUGGAAGCUGUACUGCGUGAACUUUGGAAUCCUGCAGGGUUAACAAGAAGUUGGGAGUUCUCACUGAGGAAUGUAGAACUCCCGGGUGUCCGUUUUCCUAGUGACUAAAGAUGGUACUCCGAUUCAGGUUUGGGGAAACUUUUUUUUUAAAGGCACCCUAUAAAGUGCUAUUUUAUUUCA